AUCAUUUUAUACUUUCUCUCCCAAAAAGACCUAAUUUAAGUCUAAUUAUUGUAUAACAAGCACAAUUGUUUUAUAACGAAAAAGUAAAACUAAAUUCAAACUUAAGAACGAAAAAAUAUUGAAUUUCUAUUCUCUUUAUUCCUAUAUUUUAGAAAUAAAAAUAUGUUUUAUUGAGUUGUACAUAUUUAUAUCUAAUUAAUAAAUAUGAGUCUAAAAUUUGCAAGUAAUUUGUCUUUCAUGUUUACGGAGGCAACAGCUAUUACUGAAAGAUAUAAAUUAGCAAAAGAGGCUGGUUUUAAAGCAGUAGAAAGUGGAUUUCCAUUUGGUUAUUCCGUUAAAGAUGUAUCAGAAGCUAGAAAAAAGGCAGAUAUUGAGCAAAUUCUUAUAAAUGUAUACACAGGCGAUGUAACGAAAGGGGAACUAGGAUAUGCAGCAAUACCUGGAGAAGAAGAAAACUUUAAAAAAAGUAUUGACCUAACGGUGGAAUAUGCAAAAGCUUUAAACUGCUCACGAAUUCAUGUAAUGUCAGGAAAAGUAAAUCAACCAAAUGCUGUUAAUGAUAAAGUAUAUUUAAACAAUCUCUUAUAUGCAGUGGAGAAAUUUCAAAAAGAAAAUAUACUUGGUCUUAUUGAACCUAUAAAUAAUAUUACUGUGCCAAAUUACUACAUGAACAGCUUUCAGAAAGGUUUAGAAGUAGUAAAAACAAUAAAUAGUCCAAAUCUGAAAUUACUAUUUGAUAUUUUUCAUCUACAACAGAUUUGUGGUAAUAUUACAAAAAACAUUAAGGAACUUUUACCAUAUAUAGGUCAUAUACAGAUAGCACAAGUUCCUCAUAGACAUGAACCUAAUACUCCAGGAGAAAUAAAUUAUAAAUAUAUUCUUUCAACAUUAGAGCAGGAAGGAUAUAAUGGAUAUAUUGGAUUAGAAUACUCUCCCAAAUUAAGUUCAAGAGAAGGAUUAGGUUGGAUACAAGAAUUUGGCUACAAGUUAUAAUUUUUACAUUUUUAAACAUUUUCAUCUUAAGUGCAAAAGUCACUUUAUUUUUUAUUUCGUUUAAGA
Messenger RNA from Megachile rotundata (alfalfa leafcutting bee), 1059 nucleotides. It is a transcript of the gene Gip, whose product is annotated as hydroxypyruvate isomerase-like protein Gip. Gene Ontology annotation, biological process: glyoxylate metabolic process. Lineage: Eukaryota; Metazoa; Arthropoda; Insecta; Hymenoptera; Megachilidae. Gene Ontology annotation, molecular function: hydroxypyruvate isomerase activity. The record is from RefSeq and is a predicted model, not a curated record.